This is a messenger RNA of Fusarium redolens, 1766 nucleotides long. RefSeq names its product arylamine N-acetyltransferase 2. Gene Ontology annotation, molecular function: acetyltransferase activity. Bases 427 to 1383 code for a protein of 318 amino acids. The transcript is spliced from 2 exons. The record is from RefSeq and is a predicted model, not a curated record. Lineage: Eukaryota; Fungi; Ascomycota; Sordariomycetes; Hypocreales; Nectriaceae.
UGUAAGACGGACCGAGAAGAAGAGGCAUUUAUUACGGAUUUGCACCAACAUCAGACUAACAACAACUCCCGAAGUAGACGCCAAAUUUUCCUGAUUGGCUGACUCUAUCUUGGACCCUGACGGCGCCUGUGAAAGGAGGGCGUCUCCAAGUUUAAGCCCCGGACAGUUUUUAUGGAGUCUGGAGAGAUAUCGAGGUUCGUGAUACGUUACGGCCAACUUCCAGCGGGUUAUUGGCAGUUUGUUUUUGGUUUUGCGCGACAUACGAGUAAGGUGAGGUAAGGGUAUCGAUCAUGUUUGUAGUUCAAGCUGACGUCGGCUUUUCUGGCGCCCUCUUGACUCAUUUAUAAGUUUGAUAGUCUUCUAUUUAAGUGAUAGCUGCUCCCUGUUCUUCAGUUGUUGUAAACCACACUCGUCUUAUACCUCACUAUGUCAGCCAUAUACUCUGAAGCCCAGGUCGCCGGGUUUCUCAAACAUCUUCAAAUCCCCCAAGAGUUCUAUGUGGGCAAUGAACCUAUUCUAGACCAUGCCUUUCUCAAAGUGCUGCAUCAGCACAUGAUCGCAACAGUCCCAUAUGAUAACUUGACACUGCAUUACUCGUCGCAUCGCGAUAUCACUCUCGAGCCUCAAGCUCUGUACCAAAAGAUCGUGGGGGAUGGGCGUGGAAGAGGAGGUUACUGCAUGGAGAGUAACCUCUUUUUCUGCUACAUGCUGAGAGCUUUGGGUUUCCAAGUAUAUCCCGUUGGCGUGCGAGUUCGUCUGCGAAAGGAUGGUGUGCCUCACGGAGGUUAUUGCGGCUGGGUCCAUAUUGUCAACAUCGUAACUCUACCUGACAACUCUCGCUGGGUUAUCGAUGCUUCAUUUGGCGGCGACGGCCCUACACAACCCAUGCCCCUAGCCGAGGGCACUGAGUGGCGCAACAUGGGCACACAAGACGCACGUCUUAUUAAAGACUUCAUCCCCGGCCAAACAGAGCUCACAGCCGGUCGCCGUCUCUGGAUCUACCAAUGCCGCAACUCUCCCGAGCAACCCUGGAUCAGCUUCUACGCUUUCAGUCACUCAGUUGAAUGGCUGCCCGCCGAUUUCGAGAUCUCCAACUGCUACACGGGCACAAGUCCACGCAGCUUCCAGACAACAACGGUGCUGAUUGUCAAGUUUCUUCUGCGAGAGAGCAAAACUUCACCAACGGGCGAGGAGAUUUACGGGAAACGAAUGCUCAUCAAUGAUGUGGUGAAGGAGAACCCUGGGGGUAAGACAAAGGUUCUAAAGGAGUUGAAGACAGAGGAUGAGAGAGUGGAGGCGUUGAAAGGGUAUUUUGGUAUUGAUUUGACGACGGAAGAGAGGGAAGCUAUCAAGGGCUUCCAGACUGAGAUUAAGAGCGAGUAGAGGAUGAUAUACCACCUGUCAUUGUUUUAGAGCUAUGUGAUUAUGAUAGAAAUGAUUUUUGCAAUAUUGAACGAUUAUACAUACGCUUAAAUAGAGGGAAACAAGGAGCGCAUUUCUUUUCAGUCGCUGAUACAUCAGGUGUGUUUUGUUUUAUGGUAUGGUUUUAUAGUGCCAAUGUAUGAAAUCAUUCGCCAGUUAAUUCUAGUGCCUCAAUUAUAUCACCAGCAUAUAGUAACCCCCGAAUCUGAAAGAUCUGGCGUCUAACCCAGCAAAACAUGCCCUACGAGUCGUAAUUUGUACAAUCAGUGAGCCACUGUUGUCUAAGCAAGAUCUACUGUCAGAAUGGAUCACAGAUCUGAGGCCAGUUUAUAAUGUACGGCGGG